Molecule: messenger RNA, 7646 nt
Organism: Gymnodraco acuticeps
Lineage: Eukaryota; Metazoa; Chordata; Actinopteri; Perciformes; Bathydraconidae
Product: nucleus accumbens-associated protein 2
Exons: 7
Coding region: 1025-2791 (588 amino acids)
Biological process (GO): regulation of transcription by RNA polymerase II
Molecular function (GO): RNA polymerase II cis-regulatory region sequence-specific DNA binding; protein binding; DNA-binding transcription factor activity, RNA polymerase II-specific
Source: RefSeq, a predicted model, not a curated record
CUGUCAGCUUUUCUCAUUUCUCUUUUGCCUGUGUCACCCCCGCCCUCUUUCUGCUUUCUGUUAGACCGUAUACGCAUCCGUGUCCAGGGGCAAGUGACAGAAGUUGCUUCAACCUAAUUGUCUUUCUCUACUCGUACUGUCCUCAAAUGACUUUCUCUCUGUCUCAACUCUCCCCUCGCUCCCUCCCUCCCUCCCUCCUCUGCUUCUCUCUAGCUCUGCCCAGUCUCUGUCUCCGUCUGUAACUGUAGCCUGUGUUUUUCUCUCCCUCCCACUCCCUGCGACGUAUAGAUACUGCAUUGAUCAGACACACACGCGCAGACACAUGCGCACACACGCACACACUGAGCCUCCCACUCCUUUCAUCAUUGAUUCGCUCUGCUCUGCUCUCUUUUCUCUCUCUCUCUCUCUCUCUCUCUCUCUCUCUCUCUCUCUCCCCAUUAUCUUUCUCCCCCACUCUCUCCCUCUCUCUCUCUCUCUCCUUACAGCGGCACUUGUUGAAUUCAACCCUUGGAGAAUAGAGAGAGGGGGGAGAAACAGAGAGAGAUAAUGACAGAGAGGCUUUGAGGCAGCGCUAGAACAGACAGUGAGCAGAGAGAGAAUGGGGCUUUGGAGGAAAUAGAGAUAGAGAAGAUAGGCAGACAGAGGAAAAAGUCCGUCAGACAGCAGACAGAGAUUCAUCUUUGAGACAGUGGGAAGGACGCUUUAAGUGAAAAAGAGAGUCGGCCAGACGGAGUACAUCAGAGUGCUCUCCUUCCAUCUCUAACUACUCCUCUUCUGUCCUGGUCCGGACUGCUGUUGGGGUGUUAGUGUGUGUCAAGUCUACAUGGUGUGUUUUAACCAGAGGACUGGCUUACACAGGUCAGAAGUGUCUGGGAUAACAGUGGGUGCUUUUUUCUGCAUUUUGCACGUGUGAGCGUCUUUUAGUGAAGGAACGUCGUGUGCUGGUUUCUCCAGAUGCCUCUCUCAGUGGCGGAGUCUGCAGUGAAUAUCUGAAACCCCAACUUCCUCUUCUUCUGCGGCCAACAUGUCCCAGCUGCUCCAUGUGGAGAUCCCGAACUUUGGAGCCACGGUUCUGGGCUCCCUCAACGAGCAGCGCCUGCUGGGACACUACUGCGAUGUGUCCAUCCUGGUCAAAGGUCAGGCUUUCAAAGCCCACCGGGCUGUUUUGGCGGCCAGCAGCCUCUACUUUCGUGACCUCUUCAGCAGCUCAACCAAGAGCCAAUUUGAGUUGCCUUCCUCAGUCACACCUGCUUGCUUUGAGCAGAUCCUCACUUUCUGCUAUACAGGGAAGCUAACAAUGGCUGCUAGUGAACAGCUGGUGGUUAUGUACACAGCUGGCUACCUCCAAAUUCAGCAUAUAGUUGAAAGAGGCAUGGACCUAAUGUUUAAGGCAAACUCACCUCACUGUGACUCACAGACAGCAGGGUCUUUAGAGGAGACAGGAUCCGAGCCGCAGAGUCCUUGUAAUAAUGGAAACGGCUUAGCGGUGGCUGCCCUUUUGGGAACCCCGGGCUGGUCUCCAUCCCUACUCAUGCCCCAGCGUAAGAUUAAACUAGAAGGGGGGGACCCAACGCCCCUGACAAUACCUAUGACGCAAAGCAAGAUCUCCUCUUCGGAGUUGGGGAGUCGGCUGGCGAGGGCCAGUUCCCUGUUCUACACGACGGCUGGUGGGACCGCAAUCCCCGGUAUGCCUUCGUACCAUAUUCAAGGGGCUGGGGCUGGUGGAGGAGGAGUUGAAAGGUCAAGUCCUGGAUCAUCCAGCCUGCCCACCACUGACAGUCCUACAUCCUACCAGAAUGAGGACGAGGAGUUUGAAGAAGAGCCAUAUGAUGGGAUCACUGAGGAUGCCUACAGCCAUCUCUAUGGACGUUCAGCUAACCCCUAUGGGAUCCAGGAGAAGCCAGAGAUGGCUUCGAUGCCCUUGGCCUUGGAGAGCCGCAACUGCGUGCUGAUCCGCAGGGACCUGGUGGCGCUGCCUGCAAGCCUCAUCAGUCAGAUAGGCUACCGCUGCCACCCUAAGCUCUACACUGAGGGGGACCCCGGGGAGAAGCUGGAACUGGUAGCUGGUACACAGGUGUUCAUGACUCGAGGACAGCUGAUGAAUUGUCAUCUAUGUGCUGGUAUCAAACACAAAGUCUUGCUUCGCCGCCUGCUUGCCACAUUCUUCGAUAGAAACACUUUAGCCAAUAGCUGUGGGACAGGUAUCCGCUCUUCUACUAGUGACCCCAGUAGGAAACCCCUGGACAGCAGGGUCCUCAACGCUGUCAAACUCUACUGUCAAAAUUUCAACCCUAACUUCAAGGAGAGUGAAAUGAAUGUGAUUGCUGCUGACAUGUGCACAAAUGCGAGGCGUGUCCGCAAGCGAUGGCUGCCCAAGAUCAAGUCCAUGCUGCCUGAUGGCAUGGAGGUGUACCGUGCAGGAAUGGGCAUGGGUGCUGCUGUGGGUUUGGGCCUGGCCCUGGGUGCCUCUCAACCAGGGGUGGCCCUCCCCUUCGAGGUAGACUUCAAGGGCCUAGAGCCUAGGUUGUUUCCUGAUCGCAAGGACCCUCUCAGGACUCACGCAGCGCUGACGGAGGGCAGCCCCGGGGCUGGGGCGGCUGGAGCAGAGGCUGAAGGUGGAGUCCAAGAGGAGCAGGAGGAAGAUGAGGAUGAAGCUGGGUUAGAAGGUGUAGACGGAUCAAUGGGGGCACCAACAUUGAUCACAGGAGCUGAGGCAGGCAACUGUGGCGACACGCCUUCAGAGCAGGAAGUGGAGAAUUUUGGACAAGGUCUGCGGGUGAACGGACAGUGAAUGACGUUAUACGGCUGCCUCUCACAUUGUGAAUCUGUUUAACAGCGCAUUUUCUUUUGCUUGCUCUCUUACUCAACAUCUCGUCCAUCACUCUUACUGUACUUCUCCCCUGUGUUUACUCGACAGGAAUUAAUUCAGCACAAUAGCUACGCUCGUAGAUCUUAAUAUAGGCAUUUGUCACACAUGCAUGCGCACACGUGUGCUUGUUAACACGCAUACUUACUGAUGGUAGAAGUAGAUCACUCAAAGUAGAAGUAGACACAGGCAUGGCAUUAGCACAUUAAGAAAAUCAACCCUUUCUGCUACAUCCUUUUCUUGGUAUAUUCAGUAUUUACUCGGGUGUUUCGGCACCUACAGCAAUAUUACAAAGAUGUGAUAGCAGAACAAAUGUCUGGAAUGAUUCAUGAUUUCAGAGAAAUACAAAAGCAACAGCUGCUUUGCUGACAUAUUAGGGAGUGUAGUAUAAUGGUAUGUAAAACUAUUCUGUUUCCUUGAAAAGCAACAUCCGUAAAUAACCCAUGUCACCUUGGGAGAAAUAGAGAAAUGAUCUAAAGAUCAGGGAAUCAAAGCUCUUUUUAAAAGCAGCUUAUUUUGUUGUAUUAGUAUGAAUACAAUGACUAUAUUAUUAUAAAAGGUCAAGUUCUGCAUUACCACCGUUAAACAGAAGACAUUUUAUUUUAUAACAUGGGGUCAUUUUGAGGAUAAAGACGAGAAGUUCUCCACAAUCCAACAGAUAAUCUAUCACAUGGAAUUUAGUUUUCAUGCAUAUUUGCCCGUGACAUAUUGGAUUAGAUUGUCAAUGUGAUGCCUGUGUCUGCUCCGGACCGCCUCUCCAAAACACACACACAGAAACAUCAGCAGACACACACACACACACACCCAUAUUCUCACCUUAUAAUACUUAGCCUUUAAAAUCUGCACCAAUGCAUAAAAAAUACACUGUCCCAAAAAAGCGCAACAAUGCUUUUUAACUUUGAGAAAUCCUUUUGGAUAACAUCAUUCUGUUUGGGAGAUAGGGGGGAGAGAGACAUUAACAAGAGCGUGUGUUAAAAUCCAAGCUUGCAUGUCUGCAAACAAUGAAUACAGAGAAUUAUUGAAAACAACAAAGCCACAUACCUGCAUCUAAAUUAUAAAACUGCUUCUAUUGCCUCAAGAUAUGCCAUGAAAGGACUUUUGUCCAUUUUCCACUUGGAUCUGUCCUCAGUCUGACUCCUGUUAGAACUGACCUGGGUGUGAUCGACUGUGUUUAACACAGAACCCAUUGGAUCAGCUUUUUUAACCGCAUAGCGUGCUUUGACAACGGGUAGAGGAGACUGAACAUAUAGAGUGGUAAGCGCACUACACUGAGUGGCAAAGGAGCGAAGCACUGUUUCACCUCGAUGUGUUUGUCUGAUUGACCACAUGGUCCUGCUUCCAUUCUUUGUUUUUCCUGGAGGGGUUGGGGGGUAAAUUAUUAAUAAAACUUCUUAGAGCAAUUUCUGCUGGUGAUUUGCAUAUGCACUCAAAAUAAAUUGAACGGGUGGGAAACUAAGGAGUUUUGAAAAAAUGUGACUGUACUAAAGACUGAAAAUGUCCUCCACAUCACAGUGAUUGUUUAUUUGUUGAGGAGAUUGUGGGUUUGUAAAGAGAAAACUGUUCUUUCUGAAAGAAACGGUUUCUAUAUUUUGGAAGGGGGGUGGGGUGAGGCAAUGUCGGACAGGGACUAAAAACCUGUAAUUUUUGUUAUAUCUUUCUGCUGUUCAUGUUUUCUGCCAUGCAUAUGGGACUUGGUCCAAAAAGCCUGCCUUUGUUGCAUUGAUUUUGAGAGAUACACUGUUGUAUGUUUUGUUUCUGUUGUUUCUGUCAAAGAACAUUAAUUCAAAAGGUCAGACCAUCAAAUUCAGUGAACCCCAAAGUUAUUGGAAAAAUGAAUCACACUUUUCCACUGCAAAUUUGACAGCAUAAAUUGACUACCAAGCAAACAAAUGAUAUGUAUUGGCCCCUGAUGUAUUUGAUCUGUUGGUUUUAGCUUCAGUGCUGUGCCACCUCAAUUGUUGUGUUUACAUGUCAUGUUUAGGAUUCUUUAUGAGAGGCUUUAAGAUGGCCCUGCACAAGAAACACAGGGUUAAUAAUGAUGACGUUUACAGAAUUGAGUAUGUUUUUCUUUUCUCUUUUCAAAGACAUGGGGUCCACCAUGGAUAAAAACAGGGCUGUGAUAGAAUGGCUGAGAUGAUGAAUGAAUGUAGAAACUGGAGCACUGUUCUGGCGAGAGGUCCAAUCCUGGAUUAGUAAAAUACAUUUAUUUUAAUCUGGCCAUUUUUUGUCUCAUUUGUAUAGUGGGUCAUUAAAAAAAAGGCAGUAAUAUAACAUUAAGUUGAAUAUGAGCCUCGUUGAUGUUCAAAGUUUUUGUGAUUUUAAAACUGGUCUUUCAAAUUGGUAUUUCCCUUACAAAAACUGAGCAAGGUUCGAGUAUAGGCGUUUAUUUUUCUUAAAUACUAUUGUGUUUUUAAUCCUAAUUUUGUUUUAAUCGUUUUACAUUUAUGGGUGUCUUUAAUGUUCAAAUAUGUGUUGACAAAACAGACUAUUGACGUUAUUGACGUUUAGAAUGUUAACUUUUCAAAUCUAGCAAAUUAAUUCUUUAUCAAAUUGUGUUUCUAUUUUUUAUGAAGCUUCAGUUUCUUAGAUUUGCUCUUGUAAGGAAAAUUAAGAUAUUAAGUUCACUAUUGGCACCACUAGCUUAACUUGCAUGGCUUUAUGAUAGGAUCACCUGCACUUCUUUGACGGUGUGGGUGUUAAUUAUGUGAAAUUAACCUUUUUUUAAGACAAGAAAUACAAAAUAUUAUGCAGAGACACAUUUUUUCUUUAUGGAAAUUGGCCUUUAAGGACCUUUGCUCAGUAAAAUGUACUUUUAUUUUUAGAUUUUAGAUUGUAUUCACUCGUCUUUUUGCUUAAUGUUUGCCAUAUUUUAUUCUAUAAGGGUAAAUGGUUAAACCCAUUAUUACAGAUUAACUGCACUUCGAUGCAUUGAACAGUUCAUUUGUAACAACCAUGGAUCUUCUAGAAUGAUCUCCUCACAUUAUUUAUAAGAUUAACAGACAUCCCUAAAAAGUGUACCAAAAAUCUAUAGUAUUCACGUGUUCGCGUUUAAGAUCAGGCUUUUGACAGAUUUAUAAUCGGACUAGUCUUCUUUACAAGACAAUCCCACAUAAAACAUUUGGUUUCCCAUCCGGCAUUUACAUUUCUGCUUGUUUACAGUUAGUCUGCCUUACUGGAAAUAUGUCUGUCUCGUUCCUUGCCAACAAAAAAAACAAACCUUUUUAUGGAAAUCUUCUAUGGUUUCUCUUCUGCUUAGUCUUUUUUUCUUGUGCAGGGCAAAUUUGAAAAUGAAUGAUGUUGCACUAUAAACUGAGAUAUUCUCAGAGAAUGUCAUGGAUAACCUUUGGUAAGGUGAGCUGUUUGAGGUGGCCUAAAGAAAAGGUCCUGUUAACAUGUAUGUAAUGCUAUGUAUUUUACAUAUAUAUUUGAUUGAAACCAGGUCUCCUUCACAGACAAUUCUGAAUUCAUGAAAAACAGUUUCUUUAAAUAUUUUUGGAAAUGUGUCUUUUGCAAUAUCUGCCAUUCACCUGAUGAUCAUUGAACAUUACAAGUAAGAGAUGGGAAGGUUUUUCACAUUUCUUUGCAAAUAAAUUGUUACUUACUUUCUAAAACCUUAGUGCUCUGUUCAUCACCCCAUAACUGUAAAACAUAUGGGCACAGUAGUGCCAUUGGUUUUUCCAGGAAACAAUACAUUUAUAUGCAAAGAGACUCUUGUAUCAUAUAAUGCAUGCCAUUCAGAAACUCACUCUAACCCAAUGAAACCUCUGAUCUUUAUGCACCAUGUAUGUUAUGCUGAAUAACUGUUGUCACCAUUAGCAAACAAAGACUGUGGAGUCCUGCAAUGAGUAGGGUUGUGUUUUUAUCAAACCCUGGCCUUCUUUAAAAAUGACAGCAAAGUAGUGAUAAAGAGUUGAAAACAUAAACUAACAGUUGAGUAUGCAUUUGAACCUUCUGCAGACUCAGAGAAAAUGCACUAAACGUUUGUAUGUGUCCUUGAACAUAAUGCCAGCACUUUAGAACUACUUAGAAACAAAGAGAGAAUAGAGUAACUGUGGGUUCGGUGAACGAGGAGAAAAAGCAACUUUUAAAGCCAUGUGUUCAGAGCGCUGACAAUCAGAAUAGGGAUGAGACCCAAAGUGCAUUAUGGGAGAUCUGACAUGACUUGCUGUGCUCUUGCUGUUUGCUUUGUCUAUCUCCAGCUUGCUUUGGUCUGUGCUAGCUUACUUUCCAGAGCAGAGGGACUGGAUUAUGUUAACUCCAGCCUUCUUGGUUAAAAGUGUGUGCAAAAAGAACUGACUACAUUGGACUAAUACCUUGGUGCUUCGUGAACAGAGCUAUUCCAUGUUGACAUGGAACAUAUCUGUAAGGCUCUACUAAGCAUGGCCCAAAUAGGUCCUACGUCUGGGCAUAUUGGUAUCCUCUUAAUGGACAGUCUUUAGGACAAAAGAGGAUCUUAUCAUGCAAGCCUGCACCUUGAUAAUGGUAAUGUACUUCACUAUCAACAGGGCUUGGACCAGGCAAACUGGGAUUUGACAAUUUCAGUGUUGAUACUGCUUUAUGUUUAAAAUUAAAAUGUUAAUGCGCCUUCUGUCUCAAGCAUCAAUAAUAUAUACAACAGAAAUGCAAGUUGCCACUUUUGAUGUUGCAUACGAAUCUACCUUUCAUUCCCAUCAUGGUAUUUUCCAUCACCAGUCUCAAUUGUGUAGUCCAAGAGUACCUGAUUUCAUUAAAUGCAAUACAGAAAAAUCUGCUUUCUAAUAAAAGUCCUUACUUCACCAAA